Onychostruthus taczanowskii (white-rumped snowfinch) is the source of this 3632-nucleotide messenger RNA. It is a transcript of the gene CCNL2, whose product is annotated as cyclin L2. The transcript is spliced from 7 exons. Lineage: Eukaryota; Metazoa; Chordata; Aves; Passeriformes; Passeridae. Gene Ontology annotation, biological process: regulation of transcription by RNA polymerase II. The record is from RefSeq and is a predicted model, not a curated record. Gene Ontology annotation, cellular component: nucleus. Gene Ontology annotation, molecular function: cyclin-dependent protein serine/threonine kinase regulator activity. The coding region runs from base 2433 to 3353 and encodes 306 amino acids.
AGAGACCAGAAGGGGCAGUAGCAGAAAUAUGUCACUUGAGGCACUGGGCAGCAUUGCUCAGCAGUGCUUGGGGCCACCCCAGACAGCUCCACUGUCCUUGGUGUGCCCCAAACUCCUUCCCAAAUGUUGAGCGGCCUCUUAAGUUCGAGGCAGUGUUUUAAUGGUAAGGUAGCUUUCCACCCUGACUUCUCACUUCUCUCUGCUCUCACUUUCCAGCUGAAGGGAAAAGGUUUGGGGGGGUUAGAGUUGUUCCCUUGGGGUCUUCUUAAAGGAAAACUUGGGGGUAAUUCAAGUGUGUUGCCAGGGCCUGAGUUUGAUUUCAGGUGUAUCUAAACCUCAGCACAGAUCAAUUUCUUUUAUCUAUGUGGAAAUGCAAGAUGUGAGCUUCUGAGACUGGAUAGAUGGAUAGCCUGGAUUCAUAUUUGCCAAGAAAUGUUCUCUGCCUUAUUGCUCUCAUUUAAUAAAUAUUUGCUCGGGGGUGGGAAGCUUCUGUAAAAUUCCACAUCUUAAACUUUAUACCAAACAAUGCUUUUUAUAAACCACAAUGCUUUUUUUAACAAUACCAAUGGUCUUAAAAAAAAAAAAAAAAAAAAAAAAAAACCACCUUUAGUGAAUCCAAAGACCAUAUUUCUGCUGACUGAACUGUCUGGUACUGUGAGCUGUGUGUAGAGAACCAGUUUUGACUUUUCUUUUCUGUACUCUUUUGAUCAAAGGGUAGCCUCUGAGGGUAAGUGACUAAGACUUCUCCUCUGCUGCCCAUGGUGCAGGGAUAGCUGCCGUCUUCAGUCAACCCAAAGCUCUCCAAAGAGAAGGCUGGCUCUAGACAGGUGGUAUAUACAUGAUAGUAGAGUAACUGGCCAACUGCUUCUUGUGCUUAUAUUUUUUAUUUUUUUAUUUUUUUUACUCUGCAUUUUUUCAUUGUUUGUAUAUUUGAUAACCUGAGCGUUGAAUUUUUGAGAUUUUAUUUUUGUUUUCUGAUGUUCUAUUUCUCUUAACUGUCAUAAUGUGGUGUGUUUCUUAUAGGAUAAAGUGAAUUGAGGUGGGGUUUAAAUCUUUAAAAGGGAUGAGUUAACAACAAAAAAAAAUGAGUAGUUUGAAAGCUACAAUUACCUCGAAUGUUUAAGUGAAAAAACUAGUACAUGUGUGAAGCUUGGAGACAAAAUGUGAUAUUUAGAGACACUUCCCAGAAGCAUUGCAUGGAGCAGUGGAAUGGGAGUUCUGGACUGCCAGGAAAAAGCUGGUUAUGGAAGGAAGGGAGGGAGGGGCAGGGAGGGAAUCACCCCAGCUGGGAAAGGGGUCAGAGGUUACAAUAACACAUCUGUGUGCUGUGCUUGUUGCUUCCAGUACCCAAAAACUGGUGGGUAUCCAGUAUCCUUGGUUUUUGAAAUGUGCAUUUUUACAACAUUACCUUUUUCUUAAGCUAUUGUGACAAGGAUUCAUCUCCUCCUGUGUCUGACUGAGCCCACAGGGAAGAUGUGCAAGAGGCCAAACUUGGAAGCUGCCAUGGUUCUCAAUUUGGCAAAUCAGAAAAAAAACCUUUGUAGCUUCCAGGUGUUCAAAGUCAUCCUUUCCUUUAUCACUCCUUUGGCCAAAAGGUUUGUGCUCCCUUUGUAGAGGGACACAACAGCAGGUUUAGAAGUUCCUUUCUCCCAGAAAGAUGAGCUGGUGGUCAGUGUUGCUUUUUUUGGGGCAGCAGUUGCUGUUUGUGUAAACAAGAGCUGAGGACAGCUGGGCCAGGUGGGAGUUGGAAACUCCUGGGAUUCCAAUCCCUCCUCUCUGUCCUUGGGAACCUUGCAGGUGCCUGGCCUGUGGUCUCUGCUUUGGAUGUCUUGGGGGUCAGUGAAUCCUUGUAUACUGGGUACCCACGUGGUUAAUUAUUACCUUAUUAAGGACUGCUAUUAUGUCUGGUUUUAGUUUUUCUCAUCUGAUAUUUUACUGACGUAUGUGCUCUCAAGUCUAGAUCUUCUAAAGCACAUCAGCUGACAGAUUCACAGGAAUUUACUUUGUGUAUUUAAGAUUUAACAACAUAAUGCUUCAUUGUACUGACUGGAAUAUGUGCAAUAUUUUACAGUUUUCUCAUUCUGUGAAUAUUCAUUUUAAGCAACCUUACUGAAAUGGGACAAUUUGGAAACCUUAUUUCAUGUGCCAAAGAGGAGAUCUGCCUGAAUACUGACUGUUCUCCUGAACUGAUGUUCCCAAACACCCUGAUUUCUCCUAUGGCUGACUUUUUGCAUCAAAAAGAAUUCUGUUCUGGAUGGAAAUGGACCCUUAAACCCCACUGGAAGCUGACCUGUGCUGAAGAGGACUGCAUUUCAUGGGAGAACUGCUCCAGGAGCUGCAGCUUUUGCCAGACACCUGGUUCUGCCCUAUUGCAGGGGGACAUGUGAACCUAAAAUUCUAUAACUUGAGUAUUUCUGAGCACACUGAACUACAUGAACGACAGCCUGAGAACAGAUGUCUUUGUGAGGUUCCAGCCAGAAAGUAUUGCCUGUGCCUGCAUUUACCUGGCAGCCAGGACACUGGAGAUCCCACUUCCAAAUCGCCCACAUUGGUUUUUACUGUUCGGAGCAACCGAGGAAGAAAUUCAAGAAAUCUGCUUAAAAAUCUUGCAGCUCUACACAAGGAAAAAGGUGGAUUUAUCUGAUCUGGAAAGUAAAAUAGAAAAGAAGAAGUUGGCUAUUGAAGAGGCAAAAGCACAAGCUAAAGGUCUGGUACCUGAGGGAGUUCCAAGCUUGGAUAACACAUCGGGAUUUUCCCCCAUCCCAAAAAAUGAGUCUCCAAAAGAGGUUAAGGGAAAUAAACCUUCACCCCUACCUGUGCAGGCCAUGAAGAAUGCCAAAAGGAAAACAGAGGGAGCCAAGAGAACCAGCUCCAACAGCCCAGUAAACGGUGUCCAGAAAGGAAGAGAGAGCAGGAGUCGAAGUGGAAGCAGAGAUCAGAGUUACUCAAGGUCACCAUCGAGGUCUGCAUCCCCUAAGCACAGGAAGAGCGAGAGCUACUCCACGUCCAGCGGCUCCAAGUCGCAGAGCCGCUCGCGGAGCCGCAGCGAUUCCCCUCCGAGGCAGUUCAACCACGGCUCCGCCUACAAGGGCUCCAAGGCGCGCGGCUACAAGAAAUCCAAGGACUACAAAUACUCGGCGGCUCGCAAGGCGCGCAAGUCGCGCUCGCGCAGCUCGUCCCGCUCGCGCAGCCGCUCCCGCGAGCGCUCCGAGCACUCGGGCAAGUACAAGAAGAAGAGCCACUACUACCGCAACCACCGGCACGAGCGCGCCCGCUCCUACGAGCGCGCCGGGCACCGCUACGAGAGGGAGAGGGAGAGAGAGCACCCCGGGCACAGCCGGCACCGCCGGUGAGCCCGGGCUGCUCUGGGGGCUCCUGCUGGGGCUGCUCCUGGGGGGAGCUCUUCCUGGGCUACUUCCCAAUGGAGUUCCGGCUGGUGAGCCCCAGGGCUGCUCUGGGGGUUCCUGCUGGGGCUUCUCCUGAGGGGGUUCCUGCUGAGGUUCCUGCCAGGGCUGCUCCCCGAGGGGGCUCCUGCUGGGGGCUGCUCCUGGGGGGAGCCCUUCCUGGGCUGAUUCCUGAGGGGGCUCCUGCUGGAGCUGCUCCCUGAGGGGGCUCCUGCUGGGGGCUGCUCC